UUCCGGGAUAUUACCAAGUUUCGACACGGUGGUUGAGGUUUUGAUUUGAAUCACUCAGAAGUUACUCUAUAGUAUAGCAUCAAAUCAUUGUUACUUUGAUGUAUGGAAUUUUAAACGUUUGUAAUAUAAUCAUAUAGGAAUCCUAUGACCGGAUCUAACCAAAUUAAGACUAGCCGAUUAUCGCAGUUUCGCUCGAAUAUCUUUCAUUACGCUUCGCAUGAAAACGCUUUCCAUAUUUCCUGCAACAUUGUGUGUAUCCUACAGUCCAAACUCGGAUUCUUGCUAGGGACCAAAACAAAACCAUUUGAAAAGAAGGCCGUGCAUAGAAUUCCGAGUGUACAUUUAGCCUAGCUAGUUUAGGAGAAAAUAGUGGUUUACCUGGAAUACGCCAACCACCAACCAAUUUCUGUUUUGGGAGAGCACGUCAAGCUACUAAAGUAUUUCAUGGAUUUUCUGUGUUUCAGGACACUGUGCUGUAAAGGACCACCGUCUCCCAGACCAGAGUAUGACCUGGUGUGUAUUGGACUCACAGGCUCGGGGAAGACCAGUCUACUCUCCAGACUCUGCAGUGAAGCCACAGACAACAUCGGGCCAACUACGGGUUUUAGCAUCAAAGCUGUUCCAUUCCAGAAUGCCAUUCUAAAUGUGAAGGAACUCGGAGGAGCAGACUCGAUAAAGAAGUACUGGUCGCGGUACUACCAGGGUUCCCAGGGAGUGGUGUUCAUCCUGGACAGCGCCUCCACAGACGAGGACCUGGAGUUGGCCCGCACUGAGCUCCACUCUGCACUGCAGCACCCCCAGCUCUGCACCCUGCCCUUCCUCAUACUGGCCAACCACCAGGACAAACCUGCCGCUCGCACUACACAGGAGAUAAAGAAGUAUUUUGAGCUGGAGCCUCUAGCCCGAGGGAAGAGCUGGAUUCUAGAAGGCAGCUCAGUGGACAACAUGGAUGCCGUGAAACAGAGCUUCACUCAGCUCAUUGAGCUGCUGGAGGACAAGGACCAAGACACAGGCAGGAUAUGAGCUGGGACCUAAACUAUUGGGAACUACAAAUCCCACAGGACCUGCUGAGCCACAAGAACUACAAACCACACAGGUCCCACAGGACCUGCUGAGCCACAGGGAACUACAAAUCCCACUUGGGUCGACAGUUAGACCCCACAGGAGCCACAUCCGAGCUACAAAGCCCAUGGGAGGGCAUACCACACAGGCAGUCCAUACCACACAGGCAGUCCAUACCACACAGGCAGUCCAUACCACGCAGGCAGUCCAUACCACACAGGCAGUCCAUACCACACAGGCAGGCCAUACCACACAGGCAGGCCAUACCACACAGGAAGGCCAUACCACACAGGCAGGCCAUACCACACAGGCAGGCCAUACCACACAGGCAGGCCAUACCACACAGGCAGGCCAUACCACACAGGCAGGCCAUACCACACAGGCAGUCCAUACCACACAGGCAGUCCAUACCACACAGGCAGGCCAUACCACACAGGCAGGCCAUACCACACAGGCAGGCCAUACCACACAGGCAGUCCAUACCACACAGGCAGUCCAUACCACACAGGCAGGCCAUACCACACAGGCAGGCCAUACCACAAUGGAGCAACCUGAUCACAGAGGAACCAUUCCCCUCCGCAGAGAAUCUAUGGGCCACCAGGGUUGUAAUGGUUAGAGGAGUAAAACACUACCAGCUCUCAAACUGUAGAGACCUGGUGGACUGACUCCCUGAAAAGUAGUGCUGAGUGAUUAACUGAAAUGUCGGUUUAUUUUUGUUUUUUUAAAUAACGAAUCGGUCAACGUCAGUUCAAUUAUUUGAAUACCUUUUACUUCGUUUUUUUUUCUGUGCGCUCAACGUGCCAUUUCUCUAGAGAGAUUUCUCUCUGGGGUAGGUUGUUCAACUCAUCAUACAGUAGUUACGUACAGAAAACGUGUUAAUUAAUACAAUGACCAGAAUCCAUUGUGCUGCCUGUUCUCAUUGGUUCUUGCUGGACAAGCCUGUGGGCGGAGAUGAGAUGAUGACUUGGUAUAAAAUAAUAAGUCACCAAAUAUAUAUUGUUUUAUACAAAUACAUUUAAACUCAGUUUUUCACAAUUCCUGACAUUUAAUCCUAGUAAAAAUUCCCUGUCUUAGGUCAGUUAGGAUCACCACUUUAUUUUAAGAAGGUGAAA
Oncorhynchus mykiss (rainbow trout) is the source of this 2174-nucleotide messenger RNA. Its product is annotated as ADP-ribosylation factor-like protein 15. The record is from RefSeq and is a predicted model, not a curated record. NCBI's taxonomy places the organism in Eukaryota, Metazoa, Chordata, Actinopteri, Salmoniformes, Salmonidae. Gene Ontology annotation, molecular function: GTPase activity; GTP binding.